Glycine soja is the source of this 2125-nucleotide messenger RNA. Its product is annotated as hippocampus abundant transcript-like protein 1. Gene Ontology annotation, biological process: transmembrane transport. Lineage: Eukaryota; Viridiplantae; Streptophyta; Magnoliopsida; Fabales; Fabaceae. The record is from RefSeq and is a predicted model, not a curated record. The transcript is spliced from 14 exons. Bases 253 to 1584 code for a protein of 443 amino acids. Gene Ontology annotation, molecular function: transmembrane transporter activity.
UUGUUGUUAAUAUCUUAAAAGCACAUUUGGAAUCUUCUUUUCUCUCUCUUGGUCACACUCUCACUCCACUCACUUAAUUACAGAAAUAGGGUACAAGAUACAACCAACCGAACCAUAGUAGCAACAAUAGUAUGCAUAUAAACUUGUUCCAUUUAUUUCAGCAAGCGUACCAAACAUUUUCCCGAGUACACCUACCUAACGUUCAACUCUUGCAAGUGAAGUGAGAAAAUUGAAUAAUUGAUUCGUUUAGGGAUGGAGGGAUUAGGAGGACUGGGCCACCUUUUUGUGACAAUGUUUGUGUCGGGGUUUGGUGGUGUCAUAGUUCUUCCGGCAAUCACCGACGUUACCAUGGCAGCACUUUGCCCUGGUCAAGAUCAGUGUUCCCUUGCCAUUUACCUCUCUGGCUUCCAACAAGCUAUGGCUGGAGUGGGGUCAGUGGUGAUGACACCAUUAAUAGGAAACUUGUCCGACCGAUAUGGCAGAAAAGCGUUGCUCACACUUCCUCUCACUGUGUCUGUCAUUCCUCAAGUGAUAUUGGCAUAUAGCAGGGAUACCCAAUUCUUCUACGCGUACUAUGUGGUGAAAACUCUGGCUGCCAUGGCAGGCGAAGGGUCCUUCCACUGCCUGGCUCUUGCAUACGUGGCAGACAAGGUUCCAGAUGGGAAACGAACAUCAGCAUUUGGAAUACUUGCUGGUGUUGGAUCAGCAUCAUUCGUUGGUGGAACAUUAGCUGCUCGUUUCCUAUCCACUGCUUUAACAUUUCAGGUUGCUUCAGUCUUGUCAAUGGUUGCAUUGGUGUACAUGAGAAUUUUCCUUAAGGAUAGUGUGCCUGGUGGUGCCUUGAGACAGCCAUUAUUGAAAGAGGUCGAGGAACCUUGUGAUGAGGAUGAUUCAUCACCAAGGGCAACAGGAACAUUUAAGAAACUUCCAUCGCUGGGGGAUUUGAUUUGUUUGCUCAGGUGUAGUCCCACAUUCUCCCAAGCAGCCAUGGUUUCGUUCUUCAAUAGUCUUGCAGAUGGUGGCUUGAUGGCUGUAUUGCUGUAUUAUUUGAAGGCACGUUUUCAAUUCAACAAGAACCAGUUUGCUGAUUUGUUGAUGAUUACUGGGAUUGGAGCCACUCUUGCACAACUAUUUUUCAUGCCCAUUUUAGUGCCUGUGAUAGGAGAGGAGAAGCUGCUCUCCACAGGGCUCUUAAUUAGCUGCAUAAAUGUCUUUGUCUACAGCAUAGCAUGGACAGCAUGGGUUCCUUAUGCUCUAGCAGGUUGCUCUGUGUUUGCAGUUUUUGUGCGCCCAAGUUUAUGCAGCAUUGCAUCAAAACAAGUUGGACCUACUGAACAGGGAAUGGUUCAAGGAUGUCUUUCAGCAAUUAGUUCCUUCGCCAACAUCAUUGCUCCAUUAAUUUUCAGUCCACUGACAGCCUUGUUCCUGUCAGAAGAAGCACCGUUUUAUUUUCCUGGCUUCAGUCUAAUGUGCCUUGGGCUAGCACUGAUGGUAGCAUUUUUUCAGAGUCUAAUAAUUCGUGCUGUUCCUCCUAUUGCGGGUGGCAAAAUUAGCAGUAACCGCUGCACGGAUACCUUGGUCUGAGGAGACUAGAGUGUUCCAGGCAAUAGACAUAAUCUCUUUAAGUUUCAUUUUGCCUUGGCGAAAUUGUGGUUCAUUGCAUAUCAGACAAUAAAUUAAAAAGAUAGCAAAAGGAAUCGCACUGUAAGUGUAGAUUCUAGGGUCGACAUAUAUGCUUUGGCACUUGGAGAUAUAGAGCACCAAAUAGCAAAACACAGAAAAUAGAACGUGAAGUUGGUUCUGAAAAAUAAUAAUCAGGUGAACCAACUGCAGAAGCACAGAUUUCUUUGCAAUUAUGAAUUGGAAAUGUGGCAUAUGUUUAUGAAUCAUUGGGUCUCACCUGUUACAUAUUAGCCAUUCAAACAUUGCAACAUUAACCAAUGUAUGUAAAUACACCCAUUGGGUAGCUAUGCUGCUUACAUUUCUAGCUAGUAUAUUUUUCCCAAGUUUCUUUGGGUAGUCAUUGGUCAAGGACUUUGUGAUUUUUAUAUUUUAUGUAAUGGAUGGUUGAGUUUUGAAGUAUAUGAAUUUGAACCCUGUAAUGCAACAAUGAUUGAUUUUACUA